This is a messenger RNA of Chironomus riparius, 2731 nucleotides long. The record is from the annotation of a GenBank genome assembly. NCBI's taxonomy places the organism in Eukaryota, Metazoa, Arthropoda, Insecta, Diptera, Chironomidae.
UACAAAUUCUUCUUCUUCUUAAUUAACUUUAUUAUUGCUAUUUUAAGACCGUUCACAACUCCAGGUUGUUUAAUUUACAAAUGUACACAAAGAACAAUCAAUAAAAUCCAGUCAACUCCAAAUGGUUGACAGAAAACAUGCCCGCGAUAAGUCAAAACAACAAAAAACCAUCGCUAGGCAAAAAUUUCAUCUUCAGUUUUCGAUGAUCAAGAUCCCUUGACAGUCCUUCUUGUAAUUCAACUUGUGAUAUUCCAAAUAGAUUCAAAUUUUUCUUAUGUCUCGAUUGUGAUCUGUCAAUGUAAUUAAUAUAUUCUGCUGUAUUCCGAGAUGAUCGAUUCCUGUUUGUCAAUGUUGAUUUGUUGAAAUCCAGUCAGCACCAAUUGAUUGAUAGAACUUGCCCGCGAUACAUGGGGAAACACGCAAAACCUAUCGCGUGACAAAUUCUCCUCACAAUUGAAGCUAAUCCGUUGUAUUCCAAUAAUAUUCAAAUGUCUAGGUUGUGGUUAUGAUAGAACCUUCUUGUCCACAAUUGUUGGUAAAACACAAAAAACCCACGUGAAACAGUUGAUUCUCCUCACAACUGCCGCCGAUCGUGUUUUGUCAAUGUAAUUAAAUGUUCUUUGGUAUUCCGAUGAUGAUCAAUUCCGUUUUAUCUAGGUUAUGUGCAAAAUUUGCACAUUCUUUUUUCAAUUUCAAUUUAUAUCCAAAAUUUAAUUAAAUCGCGACUUUGCUGAGUUUUCUCCUUGGUAUCUUUGUUCUUUGUUACUUUGAAGACAGGUUCAGUAGGUUUGUGACUUAUUCCUACGCGUAAUUAAUUAAUUUUGAAGUAUUACACAAUUCCACAACCUCCUCAUUCGGAGGUUGGGAGAAAACUCCACCUUACAAAUUCAACCAAACAAUUCAAAAAUUUUACAAAAUUCAAACAAAUUAUUCAAAAACCUUUCAAAUUCAACAAAAUUAUUCAAAAAUAAUACAUCAAAUUUGAUAAUUUUCCGAUAAGGCGAUUAAUCAUACGUGACCAAUUAUUAUUGACUUAAGGUUUUUGUUUCGAUUAUCAUUGUCGAUUAUUAGCUUUUAAUACAAUUAAGUUGUGUUUUUACAAGCUUAUGACAAGUUGUUGUGUCGUAAAAAACCAAAACACAGAAACAAACACGCAACCAAUUGCUUGACGUCGAAGAUCUAAAAUAAUAGUAAUGGACUUUUGAUUUAUUAAUAAUAAGAAGGAAAUAUUUUAAAAUAUGAAUGUAUUAAUCUUUGAAGCACUUCAAUUUCUUAAAACCGUACAAAUCCUAAUCAUUUGAACAAUCAAAUUACAAUUUUGAUGAAUUUGUAAGGUUUAUUAAGAAUUUCAAAUGAUAAACUGUCAAUUUUAAUGGUUUUAUAGCCAAAUAUAAAAUUUUAUUGCAUCUAAACUGGUAUAUUAUUAUUUAUAAAAUUAAUUAAUCUAGUCUAAUAUUCUCAAUCGCAAGCUCCACAAACAAACAAUACUGUUUUGUGAUAACUAAAUUAUUGGUUAAUAUUGGUUGUAUUAUAACUUAAUAAUUUGACUGUAAAUAAAAAUAAGGCAAAAUUGUCAAAUAAAAAUAGAAACACUUGGAUGACUGCUUUAUCUCCUAUCUUGAAAGUAUUUUGGUUACAUUAUAAAAAUACACAUAAAGAAGUAAAAAUAUGUGUGUUAUCGCACAUUAUACACAUUAGUAAGUUCCACAUAUUCGUAUAGACAACGUGCAGUCUUCAAAAAAAAAAACACAAACAUUUACCAUUUCUGAUCUGACUGGUUUUGUGAACGCUGUGUUUUUGGAGUUUUUCUACCUGAUAUUAGCAUAAAUAAUUUUUUUUUAAGUUAAAUUUAUUAAAUUUUGUACUUAAAUUGCCAUUAAAAUGAGCAGUUUGUCGAGAUUUCGUUUGAUAACUUUUGCUAUGACAGAUACUUUAAUUAAGUUUCGAACGGCACCGGGAAAGUUGUACGGUGAAAUUGGAGCUUUAUUUGGUGUCAGUCACAAUGAACAUCACGAUUUGGUCGCAAAAUUUAAGAUAAAUUGGCAUCACAUGAACACAACACAUCCAAUUUUUGGUCAAAAGUCAAAUAUUGAUGAGAAGGAAUGGUGGCGCUUACUAAUAAAAGGCACUUUCGACCACCAUAAUCUGUCGGAUGAAAAGAUUAACAAUAUGACAAAUUAUCUACUGGAUAUUUACAAAACUUCAAGUUGUUGGGUGGUUACAUUUGGUGCUGUGGAUUUCUUAAAAUACUUGAAUACACAAAAAUUUCAUGAUAACCGUACCAAAAAUAGUGAACAGCAAUUAAAUCUAGGAGUUAUCAGUAACUUUGAUUCGAGACUGGAAGUCCUUAUGAAGAAUAUGAAAUUAAAUGAAUAUUUUGACUUCUCGUUGGGCUCAUAUCAAGCAGGUUUUGAGAAGCCAAGUCGGGAGAUAUUUUCCAAAGCUAUGAAAUUAAGUGGAAUUCAAGAUUUAAAACCUUACGAAUGCCUCCAUAUUGGAAAUACACCAAUUACUGAUUACCUCGGAGCUAAAAAUGCAGGAUGGAGUUCUAUACUAGUUCAUGACAAGAUGGCAAAUCAAUUAAGAGAAAAGUAUGGUGAAAUUAUCGAAACCAAUCAUGUUUAUAAUAAUUUGUUAGAUUUACAUAAAAGUAUCGUUGAUAAUCGCAUUCAAUGGUGAAUUGUAAAUAAUUUUAAAAUAAUAAAUUGAGCUUAAUAUUCCAAAAGUGAAA